CUGUGCUUCACCUUUGCAUCCGCACUCAGCCAAAACCAUACUUUAGUGUCUCUUGCAAUGCCUCUACCACAUGACCUAUGCGCUCGCGUGCAAAACGCCUUUCGAGCACGACACCACAAAAUAGCGGUGGACCACACAACGCAAAACCUCGGUAUUUUAAGCAUCCUCCUACGGACCGGCUUCAUCUCCAACGUCACGCGCGGGACCAUCGAAUCACCCUCUCCUACUGACUUCCUCCGUGUUGGCGAAGCCCAGCGCCGUAUAUGGGCUGAGCUUAAAUACCGUGACGACCGGCCUAUCCUUUCGGAUAUGGAGCUCAUUAGUAGACCCAGUAGACGCAUUUUCAUGGACAUCGGGGAGUUGCGACGGAUUUGCUCUGGACGCCGGGCACAGACGAUUAAACCACUGGGCAUGGGUGAAAUUGCGGUGGUGCGGACAAAAAGCAAGGAACAUGAAUGGUUGGAGGCACGAGAGGCUUUGCAGUUAAAUCUGGAUGGGGAAGUGAUUUGUCGAGCUCGUUGAUCCUAUCGAGGGCCUUUCGUUGGUGCGCAACAGGAGUCAUGGUUUGUUCCGUCGUAGAAGCUAAAUUUACCCUAGUUCUGUCCUACAUGUCAUAUAGAUUCGUCCAUCACUUGACAAACAUCUGAGGCGU
Suillus subaureus is the source of this 652-nucleotide messenger RNA. Its product is annotated as ribosomal protein S8. Gene Ontology annotation, molecular function: structural constituent of ribosome. The transcript is spliced from 2 exons. The record is from RefSeq and is a predicted model, not a curated record. Bases 58 to 522 code for a protein of 154 amino acids. NCBI's taxonomy places the organism in Eukaryota, Fungi, Basidiomycota, Agaricomycetes, Boletales, Suillaceae. Gene Ontology annotation, cellular component: ribosome. Gene Ontology annotation, biological process: translation.